Parasteatoda tepidariorum (common house spider) is the source of this 3514-nucleotide messenger RNA. It is a transcript of the gene Syt14, whose product is annotated as Synaptotagmin 14. NCBI's taxonomy places the organism in Eukaryota, Metazoa, Arthropoda, Arachnida, Araneae, Theridiidae. Gene Ontology annotation, molecular function: phospholipid binding. The record is from RefSeq and is a predicted model, not a curated record.
AGUUUCGGAAUCCUUGCAUUUUGCAAGCAAAAUGAAAAUAAACAUUUACUGUCAAAUUUGACAAUUGUGAUGUGUCUUUUCGAUAAAUCAUGAUUGAAGUUCCCACCGAAGCAUCAGCAUUUCUGCUUGCUGUAGUUUUUUGUUUAAUUUUAUUGGUGUUGUUCUACUUGUAUAUGACAAAAAAUGCAUGUUUUGCUACAAUUGGAGGAUUUCCGUGUUGUGACAAACCUUUGGGUGAUAACCAGCCUGCAACUAAAGAUUUAGGUAAUGCUUUUCAAUAUGAGGAAGUGGAUUCUUCCACAGACAGUGAAGACGAAGUUUUGCAGCGAUUUCAACAGUCUUCCAGUCUUUAUAAUGGCUUGCGUAAAAUAAGUAGUGGUGACAACUGUGAUGCGGAUGGAGGGAAUAUAAUAGAAAAUCAUGAGACACACCGCAGCUUAUUUCCUUCUUCUUUAACACCGUACAAUGGAUCUUCCAGUCACUUGAAAGUGUCUGAUUCAAAUAAAAGAGGAAGUCAUGAUCCAAUAUCUAUGCUUGAGAAGGGAGGAGUGGGGAAAUCAGGAAGUACUGUUUCCUUCUCCAGUGAGGCCAGCGAAAGUGAAGAAACACCAGAUGAUGGUCAGGCUGUAAUACAGCCACUCUUAGAUAGCCGUACAACUCAGCAGUAUGAGAAUAGUGCCUUCCAAACAGCUGAUCAUUCUCCUGCUGCUUCAAAUGAUACAUUUUCCGCUUGUGGAGAUUCUGUCAUGGAAGAUCAGAUCUUUGAUGUGAAUGAUCUUCAAUGCAAUAUUGAAGAACAAGAGACCAGUAGUGCUGUUCGUUGUGGCUCUCUUGAAGUUGGGUUCGCUUAUGAUUCUCCGUUGAAGAAAAUGACAGUUCAUGUUCUUCAAGCUCAAGAUUUACCUGAUAGAGAGAGAGGAGGCUCAAAUCAUGUUCAAGUUAGACUUCUUUUGUUACCCCACAAAAGGCAAAAGUUCAAAACUAAAAUCAGAACUGGUUGCAAGCCACAAUUCAAUGAGAGUUUUAUCUUUAAUCGAAUAUCCCCAGAGGAGCUAAAUGGCAUGGGUGUGCGUUUUCGUUUAAAUGGAUGUGAACGCAUGAGAAGGGAACAUUUAAUUGGAGAAUGCAUAGUUCACUUUUCAUCAAUUCGAAUGGAUCAGCAAACAACUCUAUGGCUUACUUUGGAACCAAGAUCAAACAUAACACAUUCAGAUUCAAGGGCAGAUAUCACAAGUCUGGCCAGAAGUGAUAGUACGGGAUCUACUCAAUCCAUGCAGCAUGGUGGGCUGCCAGAACUCCUUUUGGGAUUAGCAUAUAAUGGAACAACUGGACGGCUUUCUAUUGAAGUUAACAAAGGCAGUCAUUUUCGAAAUGUCUCGAUGAACAGAGCUCCAGACACUUACGUAAAGCUGUGUUUAGUAUCUUCAAAUGGACAAGAGCUUGCUCGAAGUAAAACAUCUGUACGUCGAGGUCAACCAAAUCCACUUUUUAAAGAAACCUUCAUUUUUCAAGUUGCUUUAUUCCAACUUCCUGAUGUCACUCUCAUGAUAUCCGUUUAUAACAAGCGAAGCAUGAAGCGCAAAGAAAUGAUUGGCUGGUUUUCUCUUGGAUUGAACAGCAGUGGUGAUGAAGAACUUGCUCACUGGAAUGAUAUGCGAGAAAACAGAGGUGAACAAGUAUGCCGAUGGCACGUGCUUUUGGAAACUUAAUGGCUAUUGCAAAAUUUUUUCCAAGCAAUUUUUAUCUCACCCCACUAACAGGUUUCCGGCUUUUAACGGUUUCUGGCCUGUUUAAUGUGAAUGUUGAUGUUGAUGGGCACUUGAAGCUUUCUGCCGUGAAGGCAAUGUCACCUGGCCAACACCAUUUUCUUGAAGCAGAACCUUCCCUUGUGUCGCUUUCUUAACACCAUUGUUGGUAAUUGUUGGCUCUCUCUUGGCACUACAUCUUCCUCAGAUAUAGGGGAUAAAAAAAAAACCUACUUUGCGAAAAACAUUGAGAGCCAACUUUCCCUUUUUGAAAUUCAUUAAUCUAGCGCCUUUUCAUUAAGUUUCCAUUGGUAGUUUGCACUUGUUAAGAGCUGUUUGUUACCACUGUAACCCUUGCGCCAAUUGUAAUCUGUCUGAAAUAUUUGUAGAAAAUGUUUGAUGUUUAACUUAUUUUUUGUUUAUACUAAAACACUUUAAUGUUAUUUUUUCAGAUAUAAUUUUCUAAAACGUGGUUUCUGCACGUUAAGAAAAUUUAUAUUUAAAAAAAAGAGAAAAAAAAGCUGGGUAUUUGAGUUUAUAAGUUAAGAAUCUCAGAAAUUAUUUUGAAAUAAGUAUUUAACAAUACUUAUUACUGAUCUCGUAUUUUCAUCGGAGGAUAAUAUUAUAACAUACUUGUUUAGUUUCCUGAUAUUUUCAUUUUUAAUGUUUUUAAAUUGAGAAUGUUUUUGCCAAAAUCAACGUAGAUUGUAUUGCAAUCAUUCAAAUUUAUGUGAUAAAAUUCAUCUUAAAAAAACUUCAGGAAAAAGUUUUAUUGAAAAAAAAAGCUAUUAAGAAACUUGUUGAAGUAGCAAACUGUAUUUUUAGUUUGCAGUUUUAUAUUUAUGUUUAUUUAUUGAAGUGUUCUUUAUGUUACAUGAGUUUAUACCAACGUUAAUUUUUCUUGUUUUUUUAUAUUUGAUUAUUGUUUAAUGUGUACAUAAAUAUAAAUAAAUGUAUUAUUUUGAAUAAUAUAUCAUUAAGAUGUGAUUUUGUUAAAAUUGCACUAUUAUUUCUGAUUAUGAUUGUUAAACCCUUUGAGUGUAUUAAUAUGCUGAAUAAGGGUGAAUGAAAUUUUGCAAUCAUUUCAUACCUUCAUUUAUGUUUUGUACUUAAUAUAAUAUCAUUACUUUCACAUCUCAAAACUGAUUAAAAAUAUUCAAAAAAUAAAAUAAUUUAGGAACAUCUAAAAAAAGCAAAGUGCUUCUUAAAUAUUUGAUUUUUUUACUUUUUUAAAGUUUCAGAUUUGUAAAAUAUGUUUUGUUGAAAUGGAUAAAUAAAUUCUCAAAUAAUAAAGUAAAGAAUAUCCUAUAUGAGUGAAAUACAAUUGUUGUGAAAAUCUGGUGUGAAUUUGAAUCUGUAUGAAAUUCUAAAAGAAUUUAAUAUGUAGAAAUAAUAUUGACCAUAAUGUGUAGACUCAUAAUAAUACUGAUAAAAAAAUCACAGAAAAAAAUAUCUAAAGUUCAAGUUUGUUAUGCACAUACUUUUGAGUUUUUAUAAUUAUUCUACUUAAUCUGGAAAAGUAUUAAUUUCUGGAUAUUUUCCACAUUCAAAUUUUUAUAUGAAUGAAUUGUAUGAAACAUAUUACAGUUUUUACUGACUAGGUUAAUUUGUACAUCAAAUUAAAUUUUUAGUCAAGUACAUUAAAAAUCAUUUUUUUUGCGAGAUUUUAGCAAGGUUCUGGCAAAACUUAAGCUUAUAUGAUCCUGAAAUUAAAAGUUAAUUACUUUAAUCUAAUUCUAAAUUUAGCCUGCUUUAUAAUUUUAAUAAUA